GGAGUUAAAUGCUCCAGCCUGCACCCAGCCGGCUCAGGCAGAGAAGCGGCACCAUGGCUGGCAAGAAAGUCUGCAUUGUAGGCUCCGGCAAUUGGGGCUCAGCCAUUGCCAAGAUCGUGGGUGGCAAUGCAGCCCAGCUGGCACAGUUCGACCCGCGAGUGACCAUGUGGGUGUUUGAGGAAGACAUCGGUGGCAAAAAGCUGACAGAGAUCAUCAACACGCAGCACGAGAAUGUCAAAUACCUCCCAGGGCACAAGCUGCCUCCGAACGUGGUGGCCGUCCCAGAUGUGGUCAAGGCUGCGGCUGAUGCCGACAUCCUGAUCUUCGUGGUGCCCCAUCAGUUCAUCGGCAAGAUCUGUGACCAGAUCAAGGGCCACUUGAAGGCCAACGCCAUCGGCAUUUCUCUGAUCAAGGGGGUGGACAAGGGCCCCAAGGGGCUGAAACUCAUCUCUGAAGUGAUUGGGGAGCAUCUGGGCAUCCCGAUGAGCGUGCUGAUGGGUGCCAACAUCGCCAGCGAGGUGGCUGAUGAGAAGUUCUGUGAGACCACCAUUGGCUGCAAGGACCAGGCCCAGGGACAGCUCCUCAAAGAACUGAUGCAGACGCCCAAUUUCCGGAUCACAGUGGUGGAGGAGGUGGACACGGUGGAGAUCUGUGGGGCCUUAAAGAACAUAGUGGCUGUUGGGGCCGGCUUCUGCGACGGGCUAGGCUUCGGAGACAACACCAAGGCGGCGGUGAUCCGGCUGGGGCUCAUGGAGAUGAUCGCCUUCGCCAGGCUCUUCUGCAGUGGCCCCGUGUCGCCCGCCACCUUCUUGGAGAGCUGUGGCGUUGCCGACCUCAUCACUACUUGCUACGGUGGCCGGAACCGCAAAGUGGCUGAGGCCUUUGCUCGCACUGGAAAGUCCAUCGAGCAGCUGGAGAAAGAGAUGCUGAAUGGGCAGAAGCUGCAGGGGCCCCAGACAGCCCAGGAGCUGCACAGCAUCCUGCAGCACAAGGGCGUGGUGGACAAGUUCCCCUUGUUCACGGCUGUGUACAAGGUGUGCUAUGAGGGCCAGCCAGUGGGAGAAUUCAUCCGCUGCCUGCAGAACCAUCCAGAACACGUAUGAGCUGGACCAGCCUCGAGGUCAGGCAGCUGCUUUACUCCAACAGAGAUAAUAAGCUUGGAGGUUGCACAGACCAGGUGGACCCCUCAGGAAGCAGAGUCCCCCCCCCCCCCCUUCAGCUCCUCACUGGAGGACAGGAGGCGGGGCGGGGUUGGCAGCGACGUGCAGCCUGCAGCCUCUUGCCACCACAUCUUGCCAGAAGUGGAGUUGCUCUGCCCCUCUCCCGAUGGGAGCUUCUCCCACUGCGUGCUUUUGGGGCUGUGGCCUAUGGGCUGCCAGUUGCUGCCUCACGAAAGACCAGUGAAGUGGCCAAAGAAGUACCUUAGCCAUCCGAGAGAUGCGGCAGAGGGCAGCCAGGGACGGGGCCUGCGCUCUGGAGCUGCCCGAGGCUCCAGGGGCCCCUUGGCUGCCCUCUCUGCCAGGCCCCACACUGUAUCAAUGGAUCUUAGUGUUUGUUCACAAAAUACAAAGAUCUCAAACAA
Messenger RNA from Lepus europaeus (European hare), 1582 nucleotides. RefSeq names its product glycerol-3-phosphate dehydrogenase 1 (gene GPD1). Lineage: Eukaryota; Metazoa; Chordata; Mammalia; Lagomorpha; Leporidae. Gene Ontology annotation, molecular function: protein homodimerization activity; NAD binding; glycerol-3-phosphate dehydrogenase [NAD(P)+] activity. Gene Ontology annotation, cellular component: cytosol; glycerol-3-phosphate dehydrogenase (FAD) complex. Bases 9 to 1103 code for a protein of 364 amino acids. The transcript has 8 exons. Gene Ontology annotation, biological process: carbohydrate metabolic process; glycerol-3-phosphate catabolic process. The record is from RefSeq and is a predicted model, not a curated record.